Messenger RNA from Daktulosphaira vitifoliae (grape phylloxera), 3287 nucleotides. RefSeq names its product ras-specific guanine nucleotide-releasing factor RalGPS1 (gene RalGPS). The record is from RefSeq and is a predicted model, not a curated record. Gene Ontology annotation, molecular function: guanyl-nucleotide exchange factor activity. Bases 500 to 2341 code for a protein of 613 amino acids. Gene Ontology annotation, biological process: Ras protein signal transduction; positive regulation of GTPase activity. The transcript is spliced from 13 exons. Lineage: Eukaryota; Metazoa; Arthropoda; Insecta; Hemiptera; Phylloxeridae. Gene Ontology annotation, cellular component: plasma membrane.
CUGACAUUCAGUUUCUUUUACCAGCAAGUUCGGUUUUGUUGGUCUUCUAUUGUCACUACGCGUCGAGAGUUAAAUAUAGUCAACACUUUUAUUGAAGUUGAUAAAAUGUUAUAAUGCUUUAAUUUUUUAUGGUAAUUAUCCUUAAUGUUUAUUUUUGUUCAUUAGUAAGUCAUUUCUGUUUAUUAUGUUUUAUGUAAGUGAUUCCGUUCUGUUAAUAAUGUCCGUUCCGUUUAUCUAAGAUUUUGUUUCUGUUGAUUGAAUGUAUUUAAUAUUCUACUUUAGCUGUUUUGCAUAGAAUAUCUGUUGCUUUUUUUUUACUCCAGCGAACCAUGACCAUGUUGAUUGUCUCUACAAAAUCUAUUUUUCUACGGUGAAUCAUGACGUCCUGUACACCUGCCUUUCUGCAAAAACAAUAAAAAUAUUGAACAUUUGAUAAAAUAGUUUCAUAUAACUCGUUAUUUUUACACGAAUGACUCGAAAAUGAAUUAUUUUAUUAUCUAUGGCAAAAAUGAGAUAUGCUGAAAUGCCCAGAGAUGUAUCUAUAGAUGAUUUUCCUUCGCUUAACGUUUCUGAGAAGGUGAAGUCUAAAGUUCUCGACAAUGAAGACUCAUACGAAUAUAUGGUGUCAAAUACUGAAUAUAGAAAACUAACGACUUAUAAUUCUUUAAAAAAAUAUCCGUCCAACUUAUCGACACCGUCUAAUGAACAAAAGCACAAACGGCGACUAUCUGAAACUUUAACAUGUGGUUUGACUAGACAAUGCAAAUCACAUAGUCUUCCAUGUAAUAUGACGUUGAAACAACCCUGCAGUGCAACUAUUAUUGACGAACAAAGUGUUGAUCCAACUAAAGGUGUGUUAACAACAGGGAUAUUACCUGAAGAUUGGGCUUCUCAACUUACACAUUUGGAUUUGGAAAUUUUCCAUCAAAUUUCACCAGAAGAACUGUCGUCAUGCGCUUGGAAUAAAAAACAAAAAUUAGAAGUAUCGCCAAAUGUUGUAGCUUUUUCUAGGCAAUUUAACCAUGUUUCUUUUUGGGUUGUUCAAGAAAUUUUAAAAGGUGUUACACCUAAACUACGAGCUGAUCUGAUUACUCAAUUUAUAAAAAUUUCAAAAAAAUUGUAUGAACUUAAUAAUUUUCAUUCAUUAUUUGCUGUGAUCUCUUCUCUCCAAAGUGCUUCAGUUUAUAGGUUGUCGAAAUCAUGGAACAAUGUCUCUAAAAAAGAUCGUCAGUCAUUUGAUAAGUUAGCUAAUGUAUUCUCAGAAAGCAAUAACUGGAGAAAUCUUCGAGAUCAUUUAGAAACAUUGCGCCUUCCAUGUAUUCCUUAUUUAGGUGUAUUUUUGACUGACCUUGUAUAUGUUGAUAUGGCUCACCCACACAAAAAUAGUGGAUUAAUGGAAUCUGAAGCUCGACGCUUAAAAAUGAAUAAUAUUUUAAGAGUUAUUUCUCACAUGCAAUCAAGCAGAUAUGAUCAUUUAACACAUUUCCCUAAGAUCCAUGAUUAUUUGAAUUCUAUUCGUUAUAUUGAAGAACUACAUAAGUUUGUUCAAGAUGACCAAUAUAAAUUAUCACUCAAAUUAGAACCUUUAUCUUGCCAAAAUGAUAAUUCUAAAGAUUCUAAAGAUUCUGUCAAUCAAGUUUUAUUAGAAUCUUUAAGCUUAUCACCUGCAAAAUCUUCAGAUCUUUUAAGAAUCAGAAAAAUAUCUUUUACAAAAAAUCAUCCAAAAACAUCUAGUUGUUCAAAAUAUCGCAGUGCAAGUCUACCUCGUAGUUUUCUUAAAAAAAAUGUAACUCAAUCUACAGUCUAUAAUAAUAAUAGUCUAAUUCACAAGUCUGAUGAAGGAAUUCUCUCUACUGUCAACUCUAGAAAUUUAUUAGAUGAUUCUUUAAUAGAAGAAAAUGUUUUAGAUUUAUCCAAUUUAAUGAUAUCACCUUUACAAACAUUAAAAGGUACUCACAAAAUAAGUCUGGAAAGUUGUUUGAGACGAAAAGUAGUUUUAAAAAAUGGAAGAAAACCUGCAGUAACAACUUGGCAACGUUAUUGGAUACAGCUAUGGGCAUCAGUACUAAUUUAUUAUGCACCCAAAUCAUUUAAAGGGUGUAGUAGAAAUGAUUUUAAACGUGAACCAUGUAAAUUAUGUCCUCUAAAAGGAUGUACUGUUAGUUUAGGUGAUAACCCGGACACAUUUUUUAUUAAACAUUCAGAUCAAAGAAAUAGCUAUAAAUUUCGAGCAGAAAGUGAUAAUACAGCCUUACAAUGGUAUAGAAGAUUAUAUCACGCAGCCCAAACAAAACAUCAAACUGAGACAAAAUUACCUGAUAAUUUAAUAAGUUUUGACUGAUUAAUUCUUAAUCUUUUGUAGUGUGUCAAUUUUUAAGUGUGGAUUUCAUGUUUGUAUAAUUUAUACACAUAAUGUGUUUUAAUGAUGUAAUCUAUGAGCAAUUUUUUUAUUAUAUGUGCUUUGUAUCAGUAAUUUGUAUAAUAAAUUUACACUUAAAAUUGUAUAACUAGGAAAAAGAUAUUAUUUAAGAUUUUAAGUACUAUACUUCAAGUGAUAACUGUUACCAAAGAUGGAUUUUUAGUUAAUAUGUAAAUGGCUUGGAAAAAAAAAAAAAUUAAAAUUACAAUCCAAUUUAAAGAAAUAACUAUAAUAGCAAAUUUGAUUUAAUGAUGAAUAAUUUUAGUAUAAGACUUAUCUUAAUGAUAUACUGUAUAUUUAUUCGGUUUUUCUAUAACAUAUAAGAAUUCUUGCCAAAACCAUCCAUACAUAUAAAUUGAUUUAUAUUCUAUUAUAUGCUUAAAAAAAAUAUUUUAUAUUGAAGAAAGAGACUUAUUUAUUUAAGGAAAAAUAUGUUAUUGAUUACAUCCAAUUUAAAACAAAAUCUCAAAUAUAUUACAAAUUUUAUAAACAAUUUAUUUUUAUUAGCUAUUGUACAGUUUUUUUAAUUAAAAAUAAAAUUUAUUUAUACGUUUAGAAUAAACUUUUUUACAACUAUUCUAUUAAACUUAUUCAUAUUUUGAAUAAUAAUAUUGAUUAUAUACUGUUGGUUAAUUAUUUUGUGUUUAAGCACUUACAUUUUUUGUUUAAUUUUAGUUUAACUUUAUUAAUCAUAAUCAUUGACUGUUGUUGAUUAUUUUGAACUGCUAGAUUUAUUUUUUAUGUAAACUUUAAGUUAGGCCAACAUUGUUCCUUAUUUUUAUUUAAUUUAAGAAUAUUUUAUAUAUUUUCAAAUUCGAUGAUUUAAGUAUGUAAUUUUAUAUUAUAAUAUUUCUUGUUGGAAACCUUA